Guyanagaster necrorhizus is the source of this 962-nucleotide messenger RNA. RefSeq lists its product as uncharacterized. The coding region runs from base 166 to 678 and encodes 170 amino acids. The record is from RefSeq and is a predicted model, not a curated record. Lineage: Eukaryota; Fungi; Basidiomycota; Agaricomycetes; Agaricales; Physalacriaceae. The transcript has a single exon.
CACGGAUGCCCUUUAUUUCAUAUUGGUCCCAUAGAUGUUGGACAUGGUAGUGGGGAGUCGCUCAUCCUGCUUCUCUCCCACCCAGAUGUUCCACGUCCCUCCAAGCUGUCAGGAAUUACAAGUCUUCCUGCACAUCACCAGCGUUCUCGUGAGCGGAUUGCGAGCAUGCGGCUCCGGAACCCGGGUAUCAUCGAACCGAAGCUUUACCUCGGAGAUGCAGUCUAUCGACUUGGGAGAGAAGAUCACCCACUCGGUUCCAAUAACGCUGAUAUGUACGACACUAUUCUUGCUCUUGAUUGUGCGUAUCACUUUCACACGCGACGGGAGUUUUUACGACAGUCGUUGUCACAUCUUGCGCCUGGUGGGAGAAUAGCACUUGCAGACAUAUGUUUCCCGACGACUCGGAAGACCAUGAGCCUCAGGACGAGGGUUCUGCUGGAGAUUCUAAAUAUGAUACCCAAGGAGAACAUAGUUUCGCUCGAGGAAUACGAGGCGGACAUGCGAAAUAUGGGUUACGUGGAUGUUAAAUUAGAGGACAUCAGCGACGAGGUGUUUCCUGGGUUUGUACGCUUUCUGAAGAGGCGUGGGUGGGGCUGGCGGAUAUUUGGGAGAGUGGUGACGGAAAUUGCGGGCCGGGCUCGAUUUGUAGUAGUGAGUGGCUGUGCAGGAGCAUUGUAGGCUUGUUCUUGUCCAUGAACGAUGACGGCGAUUCAACAAGUGUCGAUUGUUGACCUCCAGGAGCGUUCUGAACCAAAGCGACAUACUGUCUAUCGAAUCGAAAUAAAGGCUCACAUUCAGUCAUGGACCAUGUGGCGCCGUUACUCAGAAUUCGACGACCUCCACACUGAUCUCGUCCAGGCAACAGGCUUGCCCCCGCCAGCUCCCUUGCCCCCAAAGCACAAAUUCUCCCUUUUUCGCUCCCGUACCGACUCCCAGCUUCUCACUCAGCGCCGUGCUGGUCU